UACAAAUUCCUGCUCCACUCUCUCUUCACUGUCUCUGCGAAACUGUGUAUUUUACUCUGGUAUUAUUAUUCACUGCUGAUUGUGUUAGUAGCUGACAUAAACAGGUUCAAUUAUUUUAUUUUGUUUUUUGGAAAAUCAGAUAUGUAUGUAGCUGGCUUUCUGUAGUGGAAUGUCUUCCUCAAGCCUUACAACAUCCUCUUCUACUGGAGAACACAUAAGCUCCAUUCACAAACCCACAUCCAAGUAUAACGCCCUGUCCAAUGGACUACGCCAGAUCACUCCCAGCUCAAUUGUGUGUUCUAUGUUUUGUGGAGGUAAAGGUUGCAAGUAUGAUAACCCAAGCAAGUGGUCCGACAGCCAGAUGGCCAUCAAAGGCCUGUACUCCUCAUGGGUAACAGAUGAUGUUUUAGCAACCUCAAGACCAUCCACAGAUGCAAUUGAAAAAUUUGACAUUAUCCACCAGUUUCAAAAGGCUGGAAUCAAAUCAAUUGUAAACUUACAGACAGCCGGUGAGCAUGCGAGCUGUGGGAAUCCACUCGAGCCGUCUGGGUUUUCCUACGAGCCAGAUGCCUUCAUGAAAGAAGACAUAUUUUUCUAUAACUUUGGCUGGGACGACUAUGGUGUGCGUGCAUUGCCCUCCAUCUUGGAUAUGGUCAAGGUGAUGGACUUUGCUGUCCAAGAAGGAAAGGUGGCAGUGCAUUGUCAUGCUGGUCUGGGGAGGACUGGUGUUCUUAUUGCAUGUUAUUUGAUCUUCAAUCGACGGAUGGAUGCAGACCACGCCAUUCAUUAUGUACGAGAAAAAAGAUGCGGUGCAAUACAGACAAAGGGACAGAUGGAGUGUUGCCAGCAGUUUGCGCAAUUCCUUAUCCCCUUAAGGGUUGUGUUUUCCUCCUGUGAUCCGUGUGCAUUUCCGUUCACACUGGCACAGUAUCUGAAUCGACAGCGGUACAUACUCCACGGAAGUGAACAACGGAGACUCAAGUAUAUUCCUAAGAUUGUAUCUCUCGUCUGUCAACGAUUGUUACAAUUAGCAGCACGCAAACCGGUGGAUUCAUCCAAUCAGACUGUUGAAAGUUAUGAUGUAAAAAAAUGCCAUCCAAAGGCAUUCAAGGAAAUGAGAAAAGAUUCAAUCGAUUCAAAUGAUACUGAAAAGACAAGCAGAAGUCAAGACGACAACGACGGCUUCAAAAAACGUAAAAAAGUUUCACAAUUACGCAAAAUGCAAAGAAAAUCAUCCAGCGUGGAGCACUUGGUUGAGAGCUCCUCCAAGAAAAAAAAUAAACAAGGACAAAAAAAUAAAUUUAGCUCAAGUAGAAAACAAACUUUAAAAGAUAAGAAUGCAAAUGACUCUGAAGAUGAAUAUUUUAAUAGGUAUAGACAGUCAAAACAGAAUGUGAAAACUUUAAGUACAACAUCAAGAUCUUCCGACAUGUUGCUCCAAAGCCAUUUCAGUAGAAGUCAGUAUAUCCUGAGUGAUGCUCUAAGCCUUGAGGAUGAUAGCAGUGUGGAUGAAGUGUUUGUUGUUGCUAAGGCAUUGGCAUUUGAUAUUGAUGGUAAUCUGAAAGAUGGAAACUCUGAGAAAAGGUCUGCUGUAGAGGGAUUAAAACAAAGGGUUGAGUCGCUUCAGAUGAAUUUAAAUGCACAUAACAACACAUGGAAUAUCCUAACAACUGAGGAGGACCCGUUUGUACUCAGCUGCCUAAUGUGGUCAUGGCUCCAUCACUUAAAGGAACCAGUACUUAGUGCAAAGGAUGUAGAGCACCUAUGUGAUAAUACAGACGACCCAUGGGAAGCAUUAGAGAGUUUUGAUAAGGGGUUAAAAAACACAAUGCUCUGUAUUGUCAAUGUAUUAGCUUGCCUUCGACCACUUAGCCAGAAACUAGAGAAGUCAGCUCUUACCAGAAUUGUUUAUGGACUAACUCAUGCUGAAGUAAUAUCACAUCACAAACUUUUCUACAACCAAUUUACUGAUGAAUUCUUGGUGAAUUUAGUGGGGGCGCUACAGAUGGCAGCUUCUAACAAGACAAGAAAUGUUCAAAAAACUGAGAAGUUUCAGCAGAUGAAAAUAAAGAAAUUAAGAGAAAAACCUUCUCAUAAGUACCACAGUGAAAGUGAGGAAGAUGAAGAUGAGGAAGACACCGAUAAUGAGGAUAAACAAGAGGAGGAGGAUGAAGAUACUGAAGAGGAAGAAGUCAAGAAAAUUUCUAAAAAGAAAUUUUUGAAAAGGAAUAAGUCCAAACCACCUUUGCUAGAACUUUUUUAAGUCAGUUUCUACUGCUCUGUCCACACUAACAAAUUUAAUAUGAUUGUGAUUUGCCCAUAUAUUGUUGUGAAAUGACAUCAUCAUGCCCAUAUAUGGUUUUUGAAUAGACUUUGUCAUGCCCAUAUAUGGCUGUUAAAUGAA
Molecule: messenger RNA, 2404 nt
Organism: Anneissia japonica
Lineage: Eukaryota; Metazoa; Echinodermata; Crinoidea; Comatulida; Comatulidae
Product: protein tyrosine phosphatase domain-containing protein 1-like
Exons: 13
Coding region: 170-2263 (697 amino acids)
Biological process (GO): protein dephosphorylation; cilium assembly
Molecular function (GO): protein tyrosine phosphatase activity; protein tyrosine/serine/threonine phosphatase activity
Source: RefSeq, a predicted model, not a curated record